AUGCGAGCGCUGACGCUGCUGGCCUUCGACUCGCAAUGGGAUGAGACCGAGACCACGCCGGUGGCCACCCGUGACAGCCUGUGGGACCUGGAGACCCUCUUCCGACGCGGCGAGGAGUGGGAGGCGGGGGUCGAGCUGGUCCUGGGCUUUGCCCUGCCUCAGGGUGCGGGCGGCGGCCAUGGUGCCGCGGUGGCCGCCACCGACCUGCUGUCCGGCGUGGCCGACCUGGCAGAGUCCUCGGUGUAUGGCGCGGUGCAAAGCGUGCAAAGCGUCGGGCCGGUGCGCCACAGGGCACAUGACCCCGAGCAGCUGCGGUCUGGCCCUGCAGGAGGCGGCGCCGGGGAGCUGGCGCCCGCGGCCAUCCUGCCAGACGUCGUCUUCAUCACCCGCUUCCCCGAGGAGGAGCAGCUGGAGGGCUUCCUGUGCUCCGAGGCGAUGCAGGCGCUGAUGGGCCAGUCCCCCGACCUGCCGCUGCGUGCCCUCUGGGCGGGGGUGCUGCACGUCGGGCAGUCCCAGACCAGCAGGAGCAACCGGCUGGGGGGCGGGCUGCGCUGA
This is a messenger RNA of Auxenochlorella protothecoides, 555 nucleotides long. RefSeq lists its product as hypothetical. Bases 1 to 555 code for a protein of 184 amino acids. NCBI's taxonomy places the organism in Eukaryota, Viridiplantae, Chlorophyta, Trebouxiophyceae, Chlorellales, Chlorellaceae. The transcript is spliced from 4 exons. The record is from RefSeq and is a predicted model, not a curated record.